UCUAUGAAACGCCGUCUUUCUGCACCGCCUCACGAUCUCUACCUCCUCUUUCCACCUGUUGCGCAGAGUUUUUCGGUAUCCAUGUGGUUCUAGCGAGUUCCGUGGGGUCUAAUCUGAUGGUGCCUGUCGCCAGCAAAUUCCUCUUAGGUGCCGGUAAACCAGGGCCGGGUGCCUUCACUCCGGACCGUCAUUGCCUUCGCGUACGCGCGCGGCCGGAGCAGUACGGGGUCCCGAGGGGCUGGGCCGGGUCAUGGUAUAUUAAAGGGGCUCAAGAAUUUGCGAGUCUCCCUUCUUCCUUCCUCACCUCCUCAUCCUCCUUGGACGUAGGCCCAUUCACCCCCCUCAACCCUAUAACUCUGACACAGACAUAAUCUCCUCUACUCUCAAGGGCGAUCGACCCAAUCGUUCACCAUGAUGCUGCACCAGACCAACUGGGGUACGCUCUUCAGUCUAGCCGUAGCAUAUUUUGCUGUGGCCGGACCUUCGCUCGCCGAUGCUCGCCUUCACAGCGCUACCUCUUCUCAUGUCAGCACCAACGCCGAGUCUCUCACAGCUCGUGAGGUCUCUACUGGUGACAAGCCAACCCUGGUUGCCUUCGAGAGAGCCUCGGGCAACCCUUACAAGGCCUACGAAGAGAGUCUCAAGCUCAACAAGCGAUCUACUGAGGGUGUCUUCCAUCUGCCCGUCUUCCGUCGCGAGUCUCCUGAUGCCAAGCUUCAUCGACGUGCCAACACUCCUAGCACCACCACUGCUAGGACCAACAUCGACCCACAGCUCCUUGUGGUCCCAGUCACCGUAGGCGGCAAGGCUCAGAACUACACCUUCUCUGUCACCUCGGAUUACAACACUGCCAGGAAUGUAGAGGACAACCCUAAGAGCUUCGACCCAUCGAAGUACUCGAAGGCCAAGAAGCUCGGAUCUGUCAAGGACGACUUCGAUGACACCGCUACCGAGUACACUCUCGAUGAUAUGGAGCUCUUCGGUGGCGUACCUGUCAACGGUGCUAGCCUGCUCUACCUCGAUGCCAAUGGCAACAAGCAGACUCUCAGCAACGGUGAUCUCGGCUUUGGUCUCAAGGGCAGCGGUGGCUUCUCCGAUGCCAAGGGCAAGACCACUCUGGAGGUGCUGCUCGAAUCCAAGGUCCUCGCUCAGGAUGUCUUCUCUCUGGCCCUAGGUGCAGGAGCACUUACGGACCCUGGAGUACUUCUCCUCGGUGCUUCCGUUGAAGCCGCCACUGGCGACAGUCCUGUCUACUCCAAGAGCUCAAAGGAUCGAUGGGCUCUCGACAUCACCGUCAGCGGUCACAAGGGCAAGGCUGACCUCAGUCUCGACAGUGUCUACUUCACUACUCCACCCGACGUUGCUACUGAUCUGAUCAAGAAGGCUGGCCUUAAGCCCAUCAAGAACCAGGCAGGUGACAUUGUUGCCGAGGUUGACUGUGUCAAGGGCACCUCCAAGGCCGUCACCAUCGAACUGGAGGGUGUCAACCUGGUCCUCCACGGCCCAGCCACGGUCAUUCACGUUGCCGACAAGAAGUGUUACUUUAUGGUCCAGGGCUCCGAGCAGGGCAAGUACCCAACGCCUUAUACUCUCGGUGAAGCUAUCUUCUUGUCGUACAACGUUUAUUUCGAUCUGUCAGGCGACACACCGAAGAUCGGCUUCGCUCUUCCUAGCAAGGCCUCCCCUCCCAGUGAAGCUGGCAAGGAACUCCAAGCUGCUGACGACGAGGCUAUCUCGGAGCGAGACGAUGAUUGCGACCAAAAUGAGACUCGCGGCUGGUGCUGGGGAUGUGAUCCUCACAGCAUCCACUGCGUAGACCGUAGACGUCGAGAGCCCGUCGAAAAGCUUACCAAGCGCGAACUUCAGCUUGAUGCGGAGCUCAAGCGUCGUUGCGACAACAAUGAGAGUUACGGCUGGUGCUGGAGCUGCGACCCUCACGACUACCACUGCGACCACGAGCGACGACGAGCGCUGGAGAAGGUCAUGGCAGCUGAGCGCGCUGAGCUUGAAGACAAGGCUGCCUCUCAACUCGCUCGCGAUGUCAACCCUGAGGCCUUCUGCGACCCUGACGAUGACGGCGGAGGAUGUGCUAUCGAGACACGAAACACCUUCUGCGACCCUGACGACGACGGUGGAGGAUGUGCUAUCGAGACACGAAACACCUUCUGCGACCCUGACGAUGACGGUGGAGGAUGUGCUAUCGAGACACGAUCCACGGCUGCCCCGCAAGUCAAACGCGAAGAUGGCUGCGACGACAACGAUGGCUACUGCAUUCCCUGCCAAGCUAAUGACCCAGACUGCGAACGCCGCCGCCGACGAGACCUUGAUGCCUUCUGCGACCCUGAUGACGAUGGUGGAUCAUGCGCUCUCCUGCCCGCAAGAGCCGAAGCUCGUCGCAAGGUGGCUGAGGCCGUAGCAGCUCGAUCAGCAGCAGUCAUCCACUGCGACCCUACGAGAGAUGUCCCAUGCACAGUCACUACCUGCGAACCGUCCGAUCCUGAAUGCAACCCUCACAAUGGAAAUGACGGCGUCACAAAGCGCGCGGCUAAGGCUUGCGACCCAGAAAACGAGGAGUGCGGCUCUGAGGAAGAAGCGGACUGCGAUCCCCUACAGGACCCCGAUUGCCUCAGUCAUCCCAGGCGAAGCAAUGUCGUUCGUAGGGGAACGGGUCCUUACGGCUGCGACCCCGAUGAUGGCGUCUGCAUCGCCUUCAAAGGCGUUCCAUCUUGCAACCCUUUCACAGGUGAGAAUUGCCAUAACCACAAGCGAAGCAACGUCGCAGAUGAGGGCGAUGGCCCAUACGGCUGCGACCCUAACGAUACCGGCUGCAUCAUCUUCAAGAACAAGCCAUCUUGCAACCCUUUCACAGGUGAGAAUUGCCAUCACCACAAGCGAAGCAACGUCGAAGAUGAGGGCGAUGGCCCAUACGGCUGCGACCCUGACGAUACCGGCUGCAUCAUCUUCAAGAAUAUUCCAUCCUGCAACCCUUUCACAGGUGAGAAUUGCCAUAACCACAAGCGAAGCAACGUCGCAGAUGAGGGCGAUGGCCCAUACGGCUGCGACCCUAACGAUACCGGCUGCAUCAUCUUCAAGAACAAGCCAUCUUGCAACCCUUUCACGGGUGAGAAUUGCCCUGGCCACGAGCGAAGCAAUGUCGACAGCAGGGGGCUCAAGAUCCCAGCCUGCGAUCCCGAAUUUGACCCCACGUGCGGUUUCGCAUUCUGCGAUCCUAAAGACCCUGGCUGCAAGCGAAGCGAUGUCGUCAACAAGCGCCUCGAGGCUCCAGAAUGCGAUCCCCAGAUUGACCCCGGGUGCGGUUUCGCAGUCUGCGAUCCCGAUGAAGACCCUAACUGCGGGCAGGAUCGCAAGCGAAGCGUGAUCAUCAGUGAGCAAGUCGAGGCUCGAGAAUGCGACCCUGAAGACGACCCCGACUGCGCAUUCUACGAAGACCCGAGCUGCAACCCUGACAAAGAUCCCGGAUGCAUUGGACACCGCAAGCGAAGCGGAGCCGCCACGAAGCGGCUCGAGGCCCUAGCCUGCGACCCUCUCUUCGACGACUGCGGUCCCGUAAGUGGUCUUGGGUGCAAUCCUCUCACUGACCCCUCGUGCGCCCACAAAUCCAAGCAGAGGGACGUUGUCAGUGAACUGGUCGGAGCUCCACCCCUGUCUCCCUAUUGCGAUCCUCAGCAGGACCCUCUCUGCCCCCAUUCCCAGCAGGAAAGGGCAGUAGGCGGACCUGGGCGAAAGAAGGAGGGAUCGCUGAUCUGUAUGCGCGGCUAUACUCCAGAAUGCCGAACAAAAGAACAGUGGGACCAAUUCUUCCGUUCAAUCGGUCACAAGAGAGCUUUGUCCAGCGCGUCUCCUCCUCGAGGCCCACAUCGUCCGCUCCUUUGCGUUCCUGGCGACAAUCCGGAGUGUAACGAGCACAACAUGGGAGGCAUCGGAAAGGGUCCUCACGGACGUUAGACGACUUACCUAAUCGUGAGCCCGCAAGCUCCCUAUCGUCAAACAAAGACGAAUCAGUGCCCCUAUCUUCUCCCCCUAACCAUCAUACCUGCUACCUGUGCGCACCGUGCCUACACAACCCCAUAGCA
Molecule: messenger RNA, 4094 nt
Organism: Microstroma glucosiphilum
Lineage: Eukaryota; Fungi; Basidiomycota; Exobasidiomycetes; Microstromatales; Microstromataceae
Exons: 1
Coding region: 412-3966 (1184 amino acids)
Source: RefSeq, a predicted model, not a curated record